This is a messenger RNA of Oikopleura dioica, 285 nucleotides long. NCBI's taxonomy places the organism in Eukaryota, Metazoa, Chordata, Appendicularia, Copelata, Oikopleuridae. The record is from the annotation of a GenBank genome assembly.
AUGAAAUUUGGAAAAGUUAUCGACGUGCGAGAGGCGAAUCAGAAAAAAGAUUAUCUGGUCGUACUGAAGGGCAUUGACAAUCCAUCUUGGGUUCCAGAGAGCGAGUUCACAUCGCAGAGAGUCACUUUGAAUGGAGGCACUGUGUGCACAAAUGUUGUCUACUAUGCUCGAAAAGCCGAUCUGAAAGUUCAUAUCGCCAACAAACAUAAUCGAAAUGAUUAUCCAACUUACAUGCGGCAUUUGCAAAAAUGGAUUCAUCUGGAAGAAAGAUUUAAAGAGACAUGA